AUGUUCGACGACGCUCUUGACUCGUCGGUGAUCAUUGGAGAGCAAUUCGCCCACCAGUUCCAAGAAGGCCCCGAGGCCAAACCUGGUCAAUUCUUCCCAAUGUCUGGCUAUGAUAGAGUGGGCCAAACUGGACUCAUCGGUAUGUCCCGCGGACCUAAACAUCAUUAUGUUUUACUGACGAAUCACGUAGACCUUUCAGCCCAGUCAACCAUGCAUAACCCGAUGCUGUUCGACGCAUUCCAGCAAGGGAGUUAUGAUCACCACCCACUCCUCAACCCCAAUGGAGUGAGGUUGGUUCAAGAGUCAGAUCUACAGUUCUCCAUCGGCAACGAGGAGUACCACGACUCCAAACCCAUCCUCAUGAAUGCACAUGAAGUCAACAAUGUUGCUCAACUCGGCCAUUAUAGCCCACCUCAUUCACGGGUUCCAUCCAGCAGCUCUAUCGUGUCAAACCCCCGCAAGCGCAAGGCAUCCAGUGCCGAUGGCAUCGAGCUCGUCCAGAAUAAGCGAAAGGCAUCCACCGUUGAAGAAUUCGACAUGCUUCCCAUUCACAAGAGACCCAUGGUAGCACAAGUUCAUGUCCAAGAUCCCAACGGAGAUUACUAUGACAUUAGUGGCCAGACUUCGCCAUACUCGCAGUUUGUGCCAACCCCAACCAGCACAGGACUUCCUGCAUACACCACUCAGAAUUCUUCACCACGCCCUAGCCAUCAUUACUCGACCUCCAAUGCAUCACAGGUGUCGUUGGCUGCACCCCAUACUCCAGCAUUCAGUCCUUCCUUCGCCACUGUCAAAAGCGAGCAGAGCCCAGGUGCUCCAAUGACCCCUCUCCCACGUCCUGGGUCGACCAACUCUGUGAAGUCUUCUCUUCCUCAGUUGGUUCGCACGUCAACCAUGCAGCAGUCACCUCCCAGUGUCAUGAGUUCCAUGGUUGCUGGACAAACUCAGACAUUCAACCCCUAUGCCAUGUACCCACUCAAGGCCAGCCUCAAACUCAAGGGUGAUCUUGAGACCAUGAAGCAGAAUUGGACUGCUGAUGAGCGUGAAUGUCGUCGCCGCUUGGUGGAGUUCAAGCGCAACCAGAGCAACUGCACUAUCAACGCCGAGUUCGCUCCCGUGACUCCUCAAGACCGUGUUUCGGGCAGCAUCUGUAUCAGCUGCAUCUGGUGGAAGGAGAAGAAUGAAUACUUUGUUACAUCUGUUGACACCAUCUAUCUACUUGAGGCAUUGGUCGGAGUUCGUUUCACCGUUGAGGAGAAGAAUCGCAUUCGUCGCAACCUCGAAGGAUUCCGACCUAUGACAGUGUCCAAGGCCAAGACCGACAGUGAAGAAUUCUUCAAGGUCAUCAUGGGGUUUCCGCACCCCAAGCCUCGUAAUAUCGAGAAAGACGUCAAGGUUUUCCCAUGGAAAAUCCUGUCAACUGCGUUGAAGAAGAUCAUCUCCAAGUACUCAGCAAGUUAUUCAUCAACAGCUGCAGCCAUACUUACCCCUCAGGGUAACUGCAUGCAUCCUGAAGGAGCAAUUGAGUACUAUGAGGUACCGCCAAAUGGUCCUCAAUAUGGCAUGCCUCAGGACAUGAGAUAUGUAUCGGGUCCUGGUCCAGCACCACUCAGACUGCAUGGCCACAUGGGUUCUGGACCUGGUCCUCAUGAGCUCCAACUCCAAAUGCCAGAGUAUACACCGGCGUACACCGUCAAUGGCCAAUACCCAUAUCAGACCUUGCAACAAAUACCUCAGUCUACUAUGGCCAUGACACCACACCCCAUGACAGCGCCAGUCACACGUAUGCCAUCAUGGGGAGAGUUUGCCAACUUUGUUGACGACAGUCCAGUCACCAUGGCUCCACAAAGUGCACCACCUACAGCAUACCCCCGUGGACCAAUCGACAUGGGUGGAUAUGUUCCACAAAUGCAAUACCACUAUAACUAA
Exophiala bonariae is the source of this 1929-nucleotide messenger RNA. RefSeq lists its product as uncharacterized. Lineage: Eukaryota; Fungi; Ascomycota; Eurotiomycetes; Chaetothyriales; Herpotrichiellaceae. The transcript is spliced from 2 exons. Bases 1 to 1929 code for a protein of 642 amino acids. The record is from RefSeq and is a predicted model, not a curated record. Gene Ontology annotation, cellular component: nucleus.